This is a messenger RNA of Ricinus communis (castor bean), 1489 nucleotides long. RefSeq names its product fructose-1,6-bisphosphatase, chloroplastic. Bases 142 to 1374 code for a protein of 410 amino acids. The record is from RefSeq and is a predicted model, not a curated record. The transcript is spliced from 4 exons. Gene Ontology annotation, cellular component: cytoplasm; cytosol. NCBI's taxonomy places the organism in Eukaryota, Viridiplantae, Streptophyta, Magnoliopsida, Malpighiales, Euphorbiaceae. Gene Ontology annotation, molecular function: fructose 1,6-bisphosphate 1-phosphatase activity. Gene Ontology annotation, biological process: fructose 6-phosphate metabolic process; fructose 1,6-bisphosphate metabolic process; sucrose biosynthetic process.
ACCCACCACCUCACAAUGCCAAACAAAAUCCAAGCACAGAGAGACUGAUUGCUCUCAGAGAAAGCUCAAAACAGAUAUCAUAAACAAGAAGAGGAAAGCAGGAGGAAGAAAAGUGAACAGCAAAAGAAAGAAGCUCAAGCCAUGGUUGCUGUUACAACACUGCCAUCUUCUCGUCUCCUCUUCUCAACCACACGCUCUCUUUCUCCCCUCUCUCCUUCCCAAUUAUGUGCCUUUGACACCAGUACACUAGUCUCAUUCCCCAACAGCAACAGCAGCAAGAAAAAACAUGUUGCUGCUGGGGUUAAGUGCAUGGCUGUGAGCACAGAGUCGGAGGCAGUGACAAAAAGGAACACCUACGAGAUUCAAACGCUCACAAAUUGGCUGUUGAAGCAGGAACAAGCAGGUGUCAUUGAUGCUGAACUCACUAUUGUGCUUUCUAGCAUUUCAAUGGCAUGCAAGCAGAUUGCUUCUUUGGUGCAAAGAGCUAGUAUUUCUAACUUAACUGGAGUUCAGGGUGCCGUAAAUAUUCAAGGGGAGGACCAGAAGAAGCUUGACGUGGUCUCUAAUGAGGUGUUCUCCAACUGCUUGAGAUCAAGCGGACGGACAGGAAUCAUAGCAUCAGAGGAAGAGGAUGUCCCAGUAGCGGUGGAGGAGAGUUACUCUGGGAACUAUAUAGUGGUAUUUGACCCCCUCGAUGGAUCGUCCAAUAUUGAUGCUGCAGUGUCCACUGGUUCCAUCUUUGGAAUAUAUAGCCCAAACGAUGAGUGCCUAGCUGAUAUUGGCGAUGAUAACACUCUUGACAAUGCAGAACAGAGAUGCAUUGUGAAUGUCUGCCAGCCAGGAAGUAACCUUCUUGCUGCUGGCUACUGCAUGUAUUCAAGCUCGGUGAUUUUUGUUCUCACUAUUGGAACAGGCGUGUUUGCUUUCACCUUGGAUCCAAUGUAUGGAGAAUUUGUUUUAACUCAAGAAAAAAUCCAGAUACCAAAGGCUGGAAAGAUUUAUGCAUUUAAUGAAGGAAAUUACCAAUUGUGGGACAAUAAAUUGAAGAAGUACAUAGAUGACCUUAAAGACCCUGGUCCUAGUGGAAAGCCCUACUCUGCUCGAUACAUUGGUAGUUUGGUUGGUGACUUCCAUCGAACCCUGCUAUACGGUGGAAUUUAUGGGUAUCCUAGAGACAAGAAGAGCAAGAAUGGGAAGCUGAGGCUCUUGUAUGAGUGUGCACCUAUGAGCUUUAUAGUGGAACAAGCUGGUGGCAAAGGAUCUGAUGGCCAUCAGAGAAUACUUGACAUACAGCCUGUUGAGAUACAUCAGCGUGUUCCACUCUACAUUGGGAGCCUGGAGGAAGUGGACAAAUUGGAGAAGUACUUGGCUUGAUUAAAUUGUAAAGGCAUAGACAAUAAUUCUGUUUGUGAAGAUAAAGCCUGUUUGAUAGUUUCUCAAAAAUACAUUAUUGAGAGUAAGAGAGAAGGAAUACAUUUCUGUUCAACAA